AAGCGACUGUCUACACCUUAGCGUAAGAAGUGAACGACGUGUAGGUACUAAAGAAACAUAGACAUUUAAAAUGAAGCUGGCACUUAUUGUCGGUAUUGUCGCUGCAGUAUUAAUGGCCGAGGCAUCAUGCCAGUAUCCUCAUAUAAUAUAUCCUACGUACAGGCCGCCGCCACAGCGACCGAUUAUAAUCCGGACAGCGCGUCAGGCGGGUACAGGGGAGCCGCUGUGGCUGUACAAGGAUGACAAUAUAGACCGCGCGCCGACGUCCGGGGACCACCCGCGCCUGCCGCCCUACAUCGACCCCAUAAAGCUAGACCCACACACCAGGACCGCUCGCAGUUACGACUCGCGUAGCUCAAGACGCGCCGGCGGCACUCACACGUCAACUAGUGGCAGUAGAGACACCGGUGCCACGCAUCCCGGCUACAACCGCAGGAACGCUUAACUUUGUAAUUAACUUCUCUCUUGUCAAAUAAAGAACUACCUUUAAUCUGA
This is a messenger RNA of Papilio machaon (common yellow swallowtail), 495 nucleotides long. RefSeq names its product lebocin-4-like. The record is from RefSeq and is a predicted model, not a curated record. The transcript has a single exon. NCBI's taxonomy places the organism in Eukaryota, Metazoa, Arthropoda, Insecta, Lepidoptera, Papilionidae. The coding region runs from base 71 to 445 and encodes 124 amino acids.